Eruca vesicaria subsp. sativa (arugula) is the source of this 1168-nucleotide messenger RNA. The record is from the annotation of a GenBank genome assembly. Lineage: Eukaryota; Viridiplantae; Streptophyta; Magnoliopsida; Brassicales; Brassicaceae.
UCUCGCUCUCUCUCUCCCACUCGCAAUUUCAAAUUAUCAUUUCCUCAAAGGUCAGCGACUUCCGAGUCCACGGCGUUUCGUUAUCAUACUCCGAACCUACUACGUUACGCCACCGCUUGAUUCGCUGGUAACUUCACGUAUGGAGAGUAAUACUUUAAAAGAUUUGAAUACUCUUCCUGUAACUGAGACGAUGAGUGAAUGUUUUAAAGAAAGCUUAGCCAAGCCUUGUGUUGCGAAAAUGAAUGCAAAAUCUGAAGAUAGACCAUUACCUAGCAGCACUAUUGCUUUGAAUCCCACUAGCCUUGGAGAACCAGAGAAAGCAACCGUGGAAGUUGAAUAUAUUGAAUCAGAGAACUUGGAUAAUGUAGACCAUGCUGAUGCAGUUCUCAAGAUGGUUCUAGCUGGUCUGGACUCCAAGGAUUGGGUAUCUGUCUGUGAGGCUCUUAAUAAUGUUCGUCGGCUUUCCAUAUUCCACAAAGAAGCAAUGUUGCCUAUACUAGAAAAAGUGAUCCCACUUGUCGUGAAAUCACUGAAAAAUCCGAGAAGUGCGGUAUGUAAAACGGCAUGCAUGACAUCAGCAGACAUCUUCAGUGCAUAUAACGACCAUAUAACAGAUCUGUUGGAUUCUCUGCUUACUCAACUCCUCCUCAAGUCUUCUCAAGAUAAAAGGUUUGUCUGCGAGGCAGCAGAGAAAGCUUUAACAUCAAUGACCAAAUACGUUUCCCCAACUUUGCUGUUACCAAAGCUGCAACCUUGUCUCAAGAACAGGAAUCCUCGGAUCCGUGCUAAAGCAUCGUUAUGCUUCUCCCGAAGUGUUCCUCGACUGGGCGUUGAAGGUAUUAAAGAAUACGGAAUCGAUAAAUUAGUUCAAGCAGCCGCUUCUCAACUUAGCGAUCAGCUCCCUGAAUCUCGGGAGGCUGCACGGACCGUCCUGCUAGAACUUCAGAACGUGUACGAAAAAGCUCAUCCUCUCAUCAAACCAGAGACAUCAUCAUCGCCAGAGGGAGAGAAAAUCUCAGAGGCAGAGCCAAUUACUUGGGAAAUCUUCUGCCAGUCAAAGCUAUCCGCUCUAAGCGCACAAGCCGUUCUUCGUGUCACUAGUGUUGUGCCAGUGACUGCUCGGGAGGUGUUGGUUACUACAUGUUCAUCUCCUACAUCACAGUUAUAA